Messenger RNA from Umbelopsis ramanniana AG, 1591 nucleotides. RefSeq lists its product as uncharacterized. Gene Ontology annotation, cellular component: Golgi apparatus. The transcript has 5 exons. Bases 67 to 1188 code for a protein of 373 amino acids. The record is from RefSeq and is a predicted model, not a curated record. Lineage: Eukaryota; Fungi; Mucoromycota; Umbelopsidomycetes; Umbelopsidales; Umbelopsidaceae. Gene Ontology annotation, biological process: intra-Golgi vesicle-mediated transport; endoplasmic reticulum to Golgi vesicle-mediated transport; endocytosis. Gene Ontology annotation, molecular function: protein binding; GTPase activator activity.
GAAGAGCUAGGCUUCAAACUCCGUUUUCUCCACCAAAACUUUGGUCAUCAUCCUCCAUCACCCAAAAUGUCCACCCGCCAGACUAAAUCUACACAAGACAGACAUGAACGCUUAUUAAUCGAGCUGAUCAAGCAGCCAGGAAACAACGUUUGUGUCGACUGCCGAGCAAAAAAUCCUCGAUGGGCAUCACAUAACCUCGGUGUAUUUUUGUGUAUACGAUGUGGUGGCCUCCAUAGAAGAAUGGGAACCCAUAUUUCCAAGGUCAAGUCCGUCACUAUGGACUCUUGGACAAUGGAGCAAAUUGAGAGCAUUAAAGCUAGCGGAGGCAACGAUGCUGUGAACAGAAUAUACAAUCCACAUCCGGAAAAGCACCCUUUGCCACUCGCGGAUGACGAUCAUGGCAUGGAAAGAUAUAUUCGAAAUAAGUGGGAAAAGAAAAGUUUUAUGAAUGCUCCCCCACAACCUGCAGCAGCUGCAAGCGCUAAAAUCCGGCCAGGUGCCAACAUUCCUCAACGAUCGUCGUCAGUUCCUCAGCUGCAGCGGGAAUCAGAUAUAAGUCAAGGUUUGGCAGCGUUGCGCGAAAUGGGUUUCAGAGACGACGAGAAAAAUAGACGUGUGCUGCAUCAAACAAACGGCAAACUGGAACCAGCUGUUGAAAUUCUCUCUAAACUUCCAGGGCAACAGCCAAUUACCAUGCAGAGGAAGGAUCAAAUGACCGAACAACAAAUGCUGUCGAAAUUGUGGGGCCUGGGAUACAAAGACGAGUCAAAGUGCCGCGAUGCACUGCGACGAACUGGCGGAAAUUUGGAUGUUGCUAUUGAAAUUUUGGCGAAAGAGUCGAGGACUGGCGCUGUCACCCCACCUGUUCCACCCAAGAACAACGCACCACAGUCACUCAUAGAUGUCAGUGAAAAUAAUGUCAACAUUGCUCAGGGCAACAUGAAUCCAUACCAGGUGCAGGUACAGCAGAUGCCAGCACAGCAGCAGAUGCCUAUACAACAAAUGCCUAUGCAACAAUUACAAAUGCAGCAGCCCCAGGUUCAAACUAUAACUAAUCCAUUUGGCUCAUCCAUCAUAGAAUACUGGGAUGAACAUGGUUCAAAACAAUUCAAUGUCAAGUCAGAAUGGAUACCCGUUUGGCAUAAAUCAAUCUCAGCCGCAAUUACAACCACAGCUGACCGGAUUUAACCCAUCUCCAAUGAACCAAUAUCAGCAGCCAAUGCAGCAACAGACGUUCACAUCCAAUCCUUUUACGCAGAUGGCCACAUCUGCUAGCACACCCACUAAUUCAUUCGGUGGCGUUAACCCAUUUAACAGUCAACCUAUGACUCCCAAUGGCUUUGCUUACAACCAGCAGGUCACAGCAGGUCCUCAGAUGUCAGCUAUGAACCAGCCUCAAGGCAUGCCAGUUAGAUCCUUUACUUCACCAGACUUUAACCAGCCCAAUCAUUAUUUUGCUCGUAGCAAUAGUGCUCAUGAAUUCCAACCUAGUUCUGGCAUAAGCCAAGGCCAGAAUCCAUUUUUUUGAACAUAAAACGAGAUGAUAUUAUUGCCCAAGGAUAACAAAAAAAUCUACUCAGUAUUUUGGUGU